CGAAGAAUGAGGCCUAUUCUCAUGUGAAACGUUAAGUAACACUUCUUCUACUCUACGUUAUUAGGGCUAAGUUCAAAUUCCAGCUGUUCAACAACCUUCGUGGCUCGUUAACCUGCUUUAGAAAGCCACGAGACCAGGAUGCAAGAGGAGUAUUUGUGAAGAACGACCCCCGACCACGUGCCAUGUCUCUGGUUUUCCUACGACCUAACACCAACGCAGUCCACAGUAAGAAGGAUAAAAGACUGAUGGCAGAGGUGAAUGCAUCACCGCUCAAGCACUUUGUAACAGCAAAGAAGAAGAUCAACGGAAUCUUUGAACAAUUGGGCUCCUACAUUAAGGAAAGCACGUCCUUUCUAGAAGAUACGUACAAAAAUGAUGAGUUGGACCCAGUCACCACAGAGGAGCAGGUCCAGGAGGUGCAAGCUUACCUUGCAAAGGUGGCUGGGAUCGGCGAAGUGCUCGCCCGCAGACAUAUGAAGGUGGUCUUCUUUGGGAGGACCAGUAAUGGGAAGAGCUCAGUGAUCAAUGCCAUGCUAUGUGAUAAAGUGCUGCCGUCAGGAAUAGGACACACCACCAACUGUUUCCUGAGGGUGGAGGGCACAGAUGGCAACGAGGCCUUCCUCCUCACAGAAGGCUCUGAAGAGAGGAAGAACAUAAAGACGGUAAACCAACUAGCCCAUGCUCUCCAUCAGGAUGAGGACUUAGAUGCCGGCAGCUUGGUCUGUGUCAUGUGGCCCAAAGCCAAGUGUGCUCUGCUCAGGGAUGAUCUGGUGUUGGUGGACAGCCCAGGUAUCGAUGUUACCACAGAAUUGGACAGCUGGAUUGACAAGUUCUGCCUUGAUGCUGAUGUGUUCGUUCUGGUGGCAAACUCUGAGUCCACACUGAUGCAGACGGAGAAGUCCUUUUUUCACAAGGUCAAUGAGCGGCUCUCCAGUCCCAACAUUUUCAUCCUCAACAACCGCUGGGAUGCUUCAGCCUCAGAGCCUGAAUACAUGGAAGAGGUUCGUAGGCAGCAUAUGGACCGCUGCACCAAUUUCCUGGUGGAUGAGCUGGCUGUAGUGGACCGGACCCAGGCCAGUGACCGCAUCUUCUUUGUUUCUGCCAAGGAAGUACUGCAGGCUCGAGUGCAGAGAGCUCAAGGAAUGCCUGAAGCAGGUGGAGCUCUUGCAGAGGGUUUUCAAGCCAGAAUGUUUGAGUUCCAGAACUUUGAGAGGCGAUUUGAGGAGUGUAUCUCACAGUCAGCGGUGAAGACCAAGUUUGAGCAGCACACUGUGAGGGCCAAGCAGAUCUCUGAAGCCCUGCGCCAUAUUAUGGAUUCUAUACAUAUUGCUGCACAAGAACAGAGGGUCUACUGCCUUGAGACUAAAGAAGACCGUCAUUGCCGAUUGGAGUUCAUCGAUAAGCAGCUGGACCUGUUGACCAUGGACUGUAAGGCUAAAAUCAAGAAGAUUACUGAGGAGGUGGAGAGACAGGUCUCUAAUGCCCUGGCAGAGGAAAUCAGGAAGCUAAAUGUUCUGGUGGAUGACUUUCACAUGGACUUCCACCCAUCAUCAGUAGUGAUCAAGGUCUACAAGAAUGAGCUUCAUCGGCACGUAGAAGAGGGUCUGGGAAAGAACAUGUCACAGAGGUGUUCCACCUCUAUUACCAGUUCGCUGCAAGCUACACAGAGUGACAUGAUUGAUGGUCUGAAGCCUUUACUGCCCAGCCCAGUCAGAGAGCAGGUUGAUAAGCUAGUUCCUCGCCAGUGCUUCAGUCUCAGUUAUGACUUGGCCUGUGACAAGCUUUGCAGUGACUUUCAGGAGGAUAUCAGCUUCCACUUCUCUCUGGGCUGGACCAUGCUGGUCAACCGCUUCCUGGGUCCCAAAAAUACCAGACGGGCCCUUGUAGGCUACAAUGACCAGGUCCCUCGGCCCAUGGCCCUGACUCCUGUCAGCACUACCAUACCUCCUUUCCCGCAAAGCUCUGUGACCCAGGAGGAGCUCAUGGUCUCCAUGGUGACAGGUCUUGCAUCCCUCACCUCCCGUACUUCUAUGGGCGUCCUUGUGGUUGGUGGCGUGAUCUGGAAGGCAGUGGGUUGGCGGCUGAUCGCCUUGUCAGUUGGCCUCUACGGGCUCCUCUAUAUUUACGAACGGCUCACCUGGACCACCAAGGCCAAGGAGAGAUCCUUUAAGAGACAGUUUGUGGACUACGCCAGUGAGAAGCUGCAACUCAUCGUCAGCUACACUGGAUCCAACUGCAGCCACCAAGUCCAGCAGGAGUUGGCCGGUGUGUUUGCCCAGCUCUGCCAGCAGGUAGAUGUCACCCGUCAGAAUCUCGAGGACGAGAUCACUGACAUGAAUAAGAAGAUAGAGCUGCUGGACAGCCUGCAGAGCAAGGCUAAGCUUCUGCGGAACAAGGCUGGCUGGCUGGACAGUGAGCUGAAUAUGUUCACCCAACAGUACCUCCACCAUAGCAAGUAAAGCAAGCAGAGGCUUCACCUGAGAGACUGAAGGACAGCAGAAGAACAUCUGCUCGCUCCAGCUGUUGAAGUAUCUCCUCUGGUUGCCACGCUGAAUAUAAAGAGAGGAAACGUUCGAAAAUGUUCUGAACAGAAGAGUAGAAGUAGAAUUGGCAGUUUAGAUGUUACUGAAUGGAUGUGAUAUGGAUUCAUGGUAACAAGUUACGGAUCAGCUGGUGAGUAACCACCCAAAAAAUAUUAAACAUGAGGCACAACGUUAUAAGUAGUUUUCAGUUACUCUGUCAGCCUCUCUAGUCAGGCCUUGUAUUUGUCCCGGUCAGCUAUGCCAAAUUGAACCUGUGUACAUUUGAUUUUGUAAAUACAUUUUGACAAUGGAAAAGUGCCAUGAAGUGAGAGGCAGAGCACAUGAGGGAAAUGAAAAGAAUGUGUCUCGUUUUAUGAGGAUAAUGCAAUGAACUAAAGACAUGCAAACUAAUUUAUUCCUCCAGCAGCUGAAAUAGAUUUAAAUAUUGAAGAUAUUGUACUUCAGUUGGAGGUUGUUUAACAUUUAAAAUGGACUUUUCCACACUGUCUCUUUUGGUAAUAGUUUAAGUAAUGAAAGGGAAACUACUGCUCACUCUUAAAGUCUCGCUAAUGAGCACCAAGUAGAGCUGAUCUGAUUGGAUAUGUCACAUGCUGAUGGUCGUCAUUCAAACUGUUUGCUCUGCUGUGUGUAAUCUGGAUAUAUGAGACCCCUGAAUGUAACCUCUAAAAGCAUCACGCUGGUGUUAUUCUGCACUUUUCCUGACUCCCAUACUCCCUGUGGCCUCCACCUUCAAGCCCAGUGAAAUACAUACAUCUUUAAAACUGCACUUAUUGCAUUAUACAGUAUCGUUUCAUUUAAAAAAAGGGGGGGGGGGCAGUAAUUCUUUAAUUGGCUGAGCACUGUUGUCUUCAUUUAAAAAGGAGAGAGGUGUGUUUGUUCUCAGCUGCAGCAGUCGAGCAACACGAUUCAAAGGAAUCUACCUGAUACAAAGGACUUGUUAGGACACAUAGAUUUUUGGCUUGUCUUUUCAUGUAAACAAGAAGUACUAUAUAGAAUAUCAAAAAGCUGAUUCCUUAACUGGUCACCAUUAUAGAUAAUCUGUCAGUCAGUAUAGUUGCCAUGGCUACAAGAGAGAAUUGGAACCCUUUGGUCAGUGUUAAAUAAUCCAACUGAAGCUCCUUCUGAGAUUAAAGUUUUACUUUAAAAACAUCCAAUUUUAUGCCGACACUCUCAGUGUUCCCAGAUUGCUUGAGUCUGUCUCAUAGAUCUACCCCUGUUAGCUUCUCGCUAAGACGUCAGUAAAGAUAUGCCAAAGAAAUGUUUGAGGUCAGUUUCUAUCAAACCGGUGAACACUACUGAGCACAUCUCCAGGGCCUUGAUAACCCAAUGCAAGUAUUUUUUAGUAGAUAUGUUAAAUUAGUGUAUUUAUAUAAAUCAAUGGCUCUGAAUCAGCUGAAACAUCAUCACAUUUUAAUGUUAAUAUUUUUAAAAUGUCUAUGGUUCAUGUAUGAAGUCGGCUCAGUGGUAACAUGAUCAACCUGCACUGGAGGCAAAUGUGGCUCAGGCUCAGUUACUGUCUGCAUACUCUGUGUCACAUAUAGAUGUGAUGGAGAACUCCGCUACACAAGAUGUAAAAGUCCUGCAACAGACCCCCUUGAUGAAACAAACUUGUACUUUUGCUUUCCAAAAUGGGUAUAUGUAAUUUAUAAAUUUGCCUUUAUAAUUGGAAACUGGGGAAAGAUAAAAUGGAUGUGCCUGAUUUGUCUAAUAUUUGGGUAUUGUUGAUGGGAGAUGAUGUAAAAUUAAGCCAUAGACUAUUAUGCCAACACUUCCUUUAGGGUGAAGACGAGCACUUUAAUUUUUUUUUCUUCUCAAUAAAGGUAGUGUUUUCCUGCAAUGUAAAACCAUUCUGUAGUUGUAUUUGGCUUCAGGAAAGUGACAGUACCUGCAUGCUGUGAUUAUUGUAGUGUGUUGAACUGUCACACUGUACAUACAUAUGAAUAUAAAAAAUAAAGGGGAAUUUGCUGGAAA
Limanda limanda (common dab) is the source of this 4514-nucleotide messenger RNA. RefSeq names its product mitofusin 2 (gene mfn2). Gene Ontology annotation, biological process: mitochondrion localization; mitochondrial fusion. Gene Ontology annotation, cellular component: mitochondrial outer membrane. The transcript is spliced from 18 exons. Gene Ontology annotation, molecular function: GTPase activity; GTP binding. The record is from RefSeq and is a predicted model, not a curated record. The coding region runs from base 183 to 2459 and encodes 758 amino acids. Lineage: Eukaryota; Metazoa; Chordata; Actinopteri; Pleuronectiformes; Pleuronectidae.